This is a messenger RNA of Malassezia pachydermatis, 246 nucleotides long. RefSeq lists its product as hypothetical. Lineage: Eukaryota; Fungi; Basidiomycota; Malasseziomycetes; Malasseziales; Malasseziaceae. Bases 1 to 246 code for a protein of 81 amino acids. The record is from RefSeq and is a predicted model, not a curated record. The transcript has a single exon.
AUGACGGUCAUGGCUGGCACCCCGCACGGCAAGGUCCUUGACCGCCGUCUGUCGUGCCAGCAGGCCAUUGAAAACGCCUCGAGCCAGUGCCAGGAUUUCCUCCAUGGUCUUGGUGUCUGUCUGCAGGAGAUUGGCCACACCGGCCAGCCCUGCUGGACUGCCUACGGCCAGUACGUGUCGUCAUUCGACCAGUGCUUCAUGGACUUUGUGAACUGCUUUGUCCCCCCGGGUCUCCAGUGGGGUUAA